Molecule: messenger RNA, 2485 nt
Organism: Linum tenue
Lineage: Eukaryota; Viridiplantae; Streptophyta; Magnoliopsida; Malpighiales; Linaceae
Source: the annotation of a GenBank genome assembly
UUCUUCUUCGUCUUCUUCUUCAUCUUCGUUUUUUUCUUUAUUGGCGAAACACUUCCCCACUAUAUUAUUAUUCUCUUCCUUGUUCUCAGUACUCACACGCACGCAGACAAUCAGUGGUAUAUUCAAUAGAGAGAACUGCAAUCCCAACUCAUUCCUCAGAAUUUCUACAUGGCCGGACUUCCCCUUUGUCACUGUCAUUUAUCAUCGCUGACGGCACUCCCAAAUUCCCCCAAAAACAAUCACCUCUCCCUAAAUCCCUGAACCCCCCCUCUUUCUCCGAAUUGCUCCAUCACUUCCAAUCCCUCUCCAAUUCAUCGCCAUUAAUCCUCAAUGGCAGAUCCCCCUAAGCCGGAGUCCUCCGGGAGGCAAGACGCCGGCGCCUCCUUCGUCCUCGAAUCCAAGGGGCAGUGGUGGCACGCCGGGUACCACCUGACGACGGCGAUAGUGGGCCCCACGAUCCUGACGCUGCCGUACGCGUUCAGGGGGCUGGGGUGGGUCCCCGGGAUCUUCAGCCUCACCGCCAUGGGGGUCGUCUCCUUCUACUCCUACUACCUCAUGUCGCUGGUGCUGGAUUUCUGCGAGAAGGACGGCCGCCGCCACAUCCGCUUCCGGGAGCUCGCCGCCGACGUUCUGGGGUCGGGAUGGAUGUUUUACUUCGUGAUAUCGAUCCAAACCGCCAUCAACACUGGGAUCAGCAUCGGCACCCUUCUGCUUUCAGGGGAAUGCCUUCAGAUAAUGUACAAGGAUCUAUCACCCAACGGAUCAAUGGAGCUGUGGCAGUUCAUAGCAAUGGUGACGGGAGUGAUGAUGGUGCUGUCUCAGAUGCCGUCGUUCCACUCCCUCAGGCACAUCAACUUGGCCUCUUUGCUCCUCAGUUUCGGCUACACUUUCCUCGUUGUCGCCGCUUCUAUCUACGCAGGUAAAAUCCAAUCUACUUCCCUUUUUCCUCUGUUUGCAAAUUUUACAGUUCCCCCUUGCUGCCAUGAUUCAACUCCACACACUUGCCCAUUCCAGUGGCAGCAUAAUAAAUUCCCCCAUUAACUCCAAAAACACGGUUCACCUACACGAAAUCGAGAACUGGGUCCCCUCCCUGAUAUCAGUCAUUGAUGCUCUGAAGUCGACUGAAUCGCCAUGGUCUCUGGUAGAAGACGGGAUGGGACAGUGAUUGUUUGACAAUUAGUGUGUGAAUGGGUUCAUCCCUGUUGGGACGCCCUCACACUAUGGUUCACACGAUGUCAAUUGAGGAGCCCCAUUUUUGGCUGCAUUCAAGUGUUUGCUUGCAGGGAUAUACUUUGUCCACGUGGUCAUAGUUAUCACACCAUGGUUCCAAAAGAAAAACUAGCUGUUAACAUUCAUAGUAAAGUCUAAUCAACCGUCCAAAAUUCCAAUGGUUAUGCUUUCAGGUAUGUCCAAACAUGCACCUUCAAGGGACUAUUCGUUAGAGUCUGCACCCUCGCACAGAGUCUUCAGUGCCUUCACUUCCAUUUCCAUCAUAGCUUCCAUUUUCGGGAAUGGCAUCUUGCCUGAGAUCCAAGCAACUCUGGCUCCGCCGGCCACCGGGAAGAUGCUGAAAGGACUGGUGAUGUGUUACAGUGUGAUCCUAGUCACAUUCUACUCUGUUUCGGUCUCCGGCUACUAUGUGUUUGGGAACAAAUCGAGCUCCAAUAUCAUCAACAACUUCAUCCCUGAUAUUGGCCCUGCACUGGCCCCAACUUGGAUUCUUGGUGGUGCUGUUGUUUGUGUGCUCUUCCAGCUUCUCGCCAUUGGCUUGGUGUAUUCUCAAGUGGCGUUUGAGGUGAUGGAGAAGAAAUCAGCUGACCCGAAUCGAGGGAUGUUCUCCAUGAGAAACUUGAUACCCAGGAUCGUCCUUCGAUCCCUUUACAUGGGGAUCUGCGGUUUGUUGGCAGCCAUGCUUCCGUUCUUCGGAGACAUUAAUGGGAUCGUGGGAGCACUAGGGUUCAUCCCUCUGGAUUUCAUCCUCCCAAUGCUUCUCUACAACAUGACUUACAGGCCAUCCAAAUCCUCUGUCAUGUAUUGGAUGAACAUAGCGAUCAUGUUUGUUUUCACAGGGGUGGGACUCUUGGGGGCUUUCUCUUCUGUUAGGAAGCUUGUUCUUGAUGCUGACAAGUUCAAGCUUUUCAGCAGUGAUGUGGUUGAUUGACGAGAUUGCGUUAGUUCGGGGGCAAAAUUUUAGUGUUGUGGAGGAAACUGAGAGGCAUUAGGGCAUAUGCUUGCGGGAAGAAAGGUGUAGAUAAUACAUGUUAGUUAGAAAUACGGGAUUGGGGGUUUUGAGGUUUAACUGCAGAUGAGGAGAAAGGCAUUCGUUUGACCCUGACUUUCAUAUGGUGAGAUGUAUCUUUGUGUAUCAGACUAUCAGUGCAAUUGAAAUACAAACGCCUUUGGCAACAGGGCCUAUAAUUGGGGGAAAGUUGAUAAACAAAGGGAUUAUGGGCUUAUGGCCCAGGUGCCAGAUGUGGUUCAUUCG